Messenger RNA from Trypanosoma brucei brucei TREU927, 855 nucleotides. RefSeq lists its product as hypothetical. The transcript has a single exon. The coding region runs from base 1 to 855 and encodes 284 amino acids. The record is from RefSeq and is a predicted model, not a curated record. NCBI's taxonomy places the organism in Eukaryota, Euglenozoa, Kinetoplastea, Trypanosomatida, Trypanosomatidae.
AUGGCCGAAACCCGAAAAGAAGAAUGGAGCGAGCCGGAGGUACCGGGCGGCCGGUCUGAAGUCGUUGCUGGGAUCAAGCGACGGCGGGAGAAGCUCGAGCUUUACCAAUCGGCUUCGCACAAAAUGAAGGCACUGAUGAUGAACAGCGCAGGUAUCCGUAGCGGUUUGGGCGCAAACAACGAGUUGCCAGUGAAUCCAAUUUGGAUGAAAUUUCCAACCAGGUGUGUGAAGCCAAUUCAUUCGGUAGAGGAGAUGCGGGAGAAGUUGCACUACUUUUCUCACUCGGAUGACGUUAUGGUUGUGCGGUAUCAUCAGGAGAACUGCACAGCGUGUAAUGCACUCGACAAAACGUUUGAAUUUCUUUGCCACCAGAGCGCUGACCGCUAUCCGAAUCUUAAGUUCUACGAAGUGAGUAAGGAUGCCACACCCCAACUUACCAGGAAUCUUGUCCGCUACCCUCAGGUUAAAGGCUUUAGUGGGGGUCAUUGGACGGAUUUGGAAUUUAAGCCUCCCGCCGAGUUCCGGGAGGAGUUGUACUCCGGUGUUGAGCGGGAGGUCACGCGUCGCAAGCGGGAGGGGCAACCUGUUACGGCUCUGGAGGCAGAAGAGAUGUAUUAUUCUUCCGCCGGUCCCGCGAUGGCUCAGGUGUUGGAGGAGUCAGUUGUGAAGUUUUACUGCAAAGCGCAAGCACGACUGCACAACUACUGGAAGCAAGUGUCCGUUCGCCGUGCCUGGUUUUUCCGGAAGUUCGUGGAACCAAAGGUUGAUGACCAGGUGCGAGACGAGUGGCGCCUAAAAUCUGUGUUUGGAGAGAAACUGUCAUAUGGUCCUGAGCCACAAAUGGAAGAAUUCUAG